CAGCAGCUUGCAGUGAGAGAGAGUGCAGCGACCCGCCAGCUUACCAUGUUUUCGCUUCAGGUUUUUGCCGUGUUGAUGGUGGCCGUCGCAGUGUCGGCGUACCCGGGAUACCAGCAGUACCAACUGCAAGCAGCGCACCACGAACCAUACGCGUUCCCGCAGUACGAGUUCAAGUACGGAGUGCACGACCCGCACACGGGCGACGUGAAGAACCAGUGGGAGAGCAGGGACGGCGACGUGGUGAAGGGCUCCUACAGCCUGGUCGAGCCCGACGGCUCCACGAGGACCGUGCACUACACGGCCGACAAGCACAGCGGCUUCAACGCCGUGGUCAAGAAGUCCGGCCACGCGGUCCACCCUCAGCAUGUUUCGCACUUCGGCCACGGUGCCUACUGAGCUGACUGCGACUGCCCCCGAUCCCUCCAGCCCAAGGAUGCUCCAGCCCGCUUCAGAACACAGACCGCGUUCCUUAACAUAAUCAAGCUGGAUCGUCUCCGAGGACUCAGGCUAACACGACGUUGACAGUUCGCUACCUCGCUGCACUACUACAAUAUUACCUAAUGUCUUUACGGUCUGAGGUGGUUUUAAAUUUUAACGAUGUGAUGACCUUACUAUUUGAUUGUGUUGUUUGAGUAUCCCUGGAUUUAUAUGUUUUUAUGUGCAUGUUGUGUUGCAUAUGUAAAUAAUAUUUGUAUGUUUGAAGUGCGUUUUGUAAACAUUUAAUUACCCUUCUUUUUAUAUGGACAUAUUCUGUGAUAAUUAAAUAUCUGGAAAAAAAAACGUCAUGCCAUUUAUUUGUUAUUUUUAACCAAACACAAAAUGCAUGUGUUUUAUUACAUUAAGUUAGACAUAAAAUUAUUUAUUCGCUACUUAAAUAGCCAGUAAUUGAUUAAUACGUACAACUGCAAAUUAUUCAAAAUAAUAAGAACAGAAUGGUGACCUGAAGAUAAUUUUUAUUUUGGUAGUUUGAAAUACCAAAAAUAAAUUUUGAAUAGACACCACCCAAAAUUACAAUAGUUCUUUUUUAUUAAAUUGAUUUCGUAUCGAUAAUGAGCAGAACUUCAUUACAUAUAUCUAACUAGUGGAGACUAGUCUAAUCAUUAACUUGGCAAAAAUUAUAUCAACUUAAUGACUUUACAGGCCAGAUUUAUCUAGCAAAAUAUUUGAUAUAAUUUACCUUAAUGAGAAUGGUAAAUAUAUUCUAAUAAUAAAAUGUUCGAGGUAAAAUGUCUGUACAUUGGAUAAAAUGAAAAAUGAAAAAU
Bacillus rossius redtenbacheri is the source of this 1262-nucleotide messenger RNA. RefSeq names its product cuticle protein 19-like. NCBI's taxonomy places the organism in Eukaryota, Metazoa, Arthropoda, Insecta, Phasmatodea, Bacillidae. Bases 46 to 396 code for a protein of 116 amino acids. The transcript is spliced from 3 exons. The record is from RefSeq and is a predicted model, not a curated record. Gene Ontology annotation, cellular component: extracellular matrix.